Messenger RNA from Labrus bergylta (ballan wrasse), 976 nucleotides. It is a transcript of the gene ubald1a, whose product is annotated as UBA-like domain containing 1a. Gene Ontology annotation, molecular function: protein binding. The record is from RefSeq and is a predicted model, not a curated record. NCBI's taxonomy places the organism in Eukaryota, Metazoa, Chordata, Actinopteri, Labriformes, Labridae.
UCCACUACCGCUCCUACAGUAAAUAUUUGUGUUUGCUCAACCCGGCUGUAAUGGUGGACGACUGAAGCAGGGGAAACGGAAUACAACUAGAGAGAAGAAAGAGGAACACGGUUUGAAAGUCUGUUUCAGAGCCAAGUCGACACGGACUUCGUCGAAAAUGGAUGAACUCAAACAUCAAGUCAUGAUUAACCAGUUCGUCCUGACGGCGGGUUGUGCGGCAGACCAGGCGAAGCAGCUUUUGCAGGCGGCACAUUGGCAGUUCGAGACUGCUCUCAGUGCCUUUUUUCAAGAAACAAAUAUUCCAUAUGGCCAUCAUCAUCAAAUGAUGUGCACCCCAGCCAACACACCAGCGACGCCCCCAAACUUCCCGGACGCGUUGACCAUGUUCUCUAGGCUGAAGGCGUCUGAGAGCUUCAACAGCGGCAGCGGCGGCAGCCCCAUGGCAGCGUCCAUGGCCACCUCACCCCCACCACCCCAGAUCGGCGGCUGGGGCGUCUCACCAAACGUACCUAAUGUGCCGCAGCCUCCACAGGGACUCUGGACUCAGGGGCAACCCCCCACGCAGCCCUGCCCCGCCUGGCCCACGGGGGUGAACCCUCACACAGGCGCGGAGCAGAAAGCUAGUGUAGCAAUGGAGGCAGAGAGAUGAAGGGCAGCACAGGACUGAAAACAACCCCCUUUUCCAACUUGGAGGGGAGGGGGGAGGAGGGAGGGGGUUAAUAGGGUGGUGAAAAUGUCGGUAUAAAGGGGUUUGGGCUUUUUUUCCCAGAAAGACAGAUGGAUAUGGAAUCUACGCAAACAAAGAAAAACUCAACAUGGACAAUUUAAGAAGAGGAGAAAAAAACCAAUGCAAAAUAUCAGUACAAAAAUAGACAACAAAAAAAAAGAAAUGCACACAUAUAGUAAUAAGAGAGCAAAUGAAAUCUUUGUUAGUUUUUCCUAAGUAAAAGCAUAGAUAAGAGAAAUAUUAUUGAAC